Molecule: messenger RNA, 781 nt
Organism: Cicer arietinum (chickpea)
Lineage: Eukaryota; Viridiplantae; Streptophyta; Magnoliopsida; Fabales; Fabaceae
Product: probable glutathione peroxidase 3, mitochondrial-like
Biological process (GO): response to oxidative stress
Cellular component (GO): cytosol
Molecular function (GO): peroxidase activity
Source: RefSeq, marked provisional
CUUCUUCUCGCGUUAUACUUUUUCUUCUUUCGCAGAUCUUCUCAAAUGGCCGAACAAGCUUCAAAAUCCAUUUACGAUUUCACUGUCAAGGAUAUCCGUGGAAAUGAUGUGAGUCUGAGUGAGUACAGUGGGAAGGUUCUACUGAUUGUCAAUGUUGCUUCACAAUGUGGUUUGACUCAAACAAAUUACAAAGAGUUGAAUGUGAUAUACGAUAAGUACAAGAAUCAAGGGUUUGAAAUCUUGGCAUUUCCAUGCAACCAGUUUCGUGGACAGGAACCCGGAUCCAGUGAAGAAAUUCAGAAUGUUGUUUGCACAAGGUUCAAAGCUGAAUUUCCAAUCUUUGAUAAGGUUGAAGUCAAUGGAAAGAAUGCGGAACCACUUUACAAGUUUUUGAAGGGUCAGCAAGGUGGAAUAUUUGGAGAUGGUAUCAAGUGGAACUUCACAAAAUUCUUAGUAAACAAACAAGGGAAGGUUGUGGACAGAUAUGCUCCUACCACUGCUCCUCUGAAAAUCGAGAAGGACAUCGAGAAGCUUAUAAAGUCUUCUUGAUUACUAAACUCUGAUUCUAUAAAACAUUGUAUGUUGCAGAGGAUAUGGAGAAUCUGUCCAAUACUUUCAUAGGACAAGGAGCUUAUCCCAGUUAAUUUAUGGACCUGAAAAAUUCUUAAUAUGUUGUGUAUUUGGGUUAUGCAGUAAGCACAAUCUGGUGUUCUCACUCUUUUUAGCAAAAUAAUAAAACAAUGUAUUGGCUGCAAGUUAUUUUUAUUCCAUAUGAUUCAUA